CAUGAAGAUAGGUAUUAUCAACCUAUUGAAAUAGCCCCUCUAAUUUAUUUAAUCCUUUAAGGAAGUACUUUAGCGAUUUAUGGCAUCCUCAAUCCUUAAAACAUUGAUUUUUCAACAAUUUCUUUUUAUUAUUUUGCUGCUGUCUUGAUAUUGUCUUUUGGAUUUUAUGCUUAAACUUGCUUUAAAGAUGUAAAGAACAAUUUAACAAUUAGCCUGGUUAUUUGAUAAUAAGAAGCCCUAACAAUACUGAAUGUUCAAAUUAAAUCACAUAAAAACGCAAAAUGUUUUAAUUUUAAGUCUUGCCCUCAAAUGCUAGAACUUAUCCUAUUAUUGAAUAACAAAAUCCAAUUUAAGAGUAAAAAUCUGAAAAUGAAUAGUACUUGUUUCAUUAAUUUAAAGAGAAUUACCUUGUGAAGCUUCAAUAGAUGUAAAUCAAUUACCUGAAUUUGAUAUGAAUUAAAUUCCAUCUUUUACUAAAACUCCUGAAAAGUAUCAAUCUCCUAAUAAAUAAAAUAAUCCAUAAAAAAUAAUUCAAGAUUUUGAUUCAAAAUAGCCAUCUACUUAAGCUUUUUCAAUAACAAGUUAAAAUGAACAUGAAGUUAUUGCUCCCAUUACAAAUAAUGAUAUAUAAAAUAAUGAUGAAAUAAAGAAAUAAUAAGAAAAUCCUUCAUAAAAAGGUAAAAGCGAAGAGAAAAAAAGGAACAGCAAACUAUAACCAUCCUUAGCAAUAUAAGUGCAUUCUGUUUAAAAUGAAUAUAUAAGUGAAUAAUAUUCUCCAGGUAUGUCAGAAAGAAAUAAAAUUACAGAUUCUACUAGAGCAGCAAGUAAGGUUUUUAUAGAAAAAAGGUUUUAAAUUUUUAAAAUAUAUUAGAUAUUGUCCAAUCUGUUCAAUUGAUCAAUUAGCUAGAGCAAAACAUUGUUAAUCAUGUAAUAAAUGUGUUGCUUGUUAUGAUCAUCAUUGUCCUUGGGCUGGUAAUUGCAUUGGAGAAAGAAAUAAAUGUGUUUAUUAUUGGUUUUUAGUAUUUUAGAUUUAAGAAAUCUACUAUGCCUUUUUUAGCGUAUGAAAUUUUAAUAAACUAGUUUUUAGACACUGCCAAACUUUGAUUUUUAUCAUUACAAUCCUCUAGUUAAAUUUUUUUCAAUUUACUUUUUUACAAUAAACAUAUUUUUUGGAAUCUUGGUUACUAGAUUACUAUGCUUUUAAACAUUUCUUUCAUUUCAAAAUUUAACAACUUGUAAAAUUUAUUAUAUAUUUCAAUAGGGGAAUUUUAUAGUUGGAAUAAAAUCUCAUAUUUGUAAGAAUUGAAAAAAAAAAAUGGGUCUCCGUUUAGUUAUGGUUGGAAAAAAAAUCUAUAAAUUUAUUGUAGAUUUUAAAUACCACAACUAACUAUUUGGGAAUAUAACCCAGAAAGAGUUUAUAAAUGA
Paramecium sonneborni is the source of this 1425-nucleotide messenger RNA. The record is from the annotation of a GenBank genome assembly. Lineage: Eukaryota; Ciliophora; Oligohymenophorea; Peniculida; Parameciidae.